AUGGGUUCGUGUCGUGAAGGCCACUUUAACUUAAAUGUCGAGAUGAUUGCUUCCGUUCUCCUAACCGAUAUAGAAAAAAUGUCAAGGUUUCCUAUCAAAGACUGUCAAACAACUGUUCUUAAAGUAUAUGGUAAAAUGGUAAGUAGAAGAAAGACCUAUCUCGAACGCAAGCGUGCUUUUGAAAAAAGGUAUGGUACUUGUGAAGGCUCUUUCAAUCAGUUGCCGAGGUACAUGCACGUGUUGAAAUACUACAAUCCAGGCACUAUUGUGAAAUGGAAGUUGGAGCGGCAUGAUGAUGUUGAUGAACCGAUAUUCAACUAUGUGUUUUGGACUUUCAAGCCAUGUGUUGAUGGAUUUUUUGCUAUUGUCCCGUGA
Molecule: messenger RNA, 375 nt
Organism: Capsicum annuum
Lineage: Eukaryota; Viridiplantae; Streptophyta; Magnoliopsida; Solanales; Solanaceae
Exons: 2
Coding region: 1-375 (124 amino acids)
Source: RefSeq, a predicted model, not a curated record